Molecule: messenger RNA, 1382 nt
Organism: Scaptodrosophila lebanonensis
Lineage: Eukaryota; Metazoa; Arthropoda; Insecta; Diptera; Drosophilidae
Product: N-acetyl-D-glucosamine kinase
Exons: 5
Coding region: 222-1277 (351 amino acids)
Molecular function (GO): N-acetylglucosamine kinase activity
Source: RefSeq, a predicted model, not a curated record
ACAAUGAAAGGCGGGCGCGGAGAAUAUUGUGAACAUAAAUUAACAGUGACUACCGAGUUAAAUAAAUAUGUUCGCCGCUAAACUACAAUAUUCUGUGUCUAGUCUUCAAAGCGCUUUGACGUGUCCGCUUCGUUGUAGCCGAAUCUGUGUGUACGCCUAUUUACGCCGUCCAGAACCAACGCAGCCGCAACUGAUAUAAAUCAUUGGAUUGGAGUACUACAAUGACAUAUUUCGGUGGUGUUGAAGGAGGUGCAACGCACUCACGACUUGUGAUCUGCAAUGAGGCUGGCGAAAUGGUGGGCACAACCAGCGGUCUGGGCACGAACCACUGGAUGAUUGGUAUAGCAGAGUGCGCCCGCCGCAUCGCCGAUAUGGUGGAGCGAGCAAAGGGAGAGGCUGGUAUACCAAAGGACACUCGUCUAAUCAGCUUGGGUCUUAGCCUAAGCGGUUGUGAGCAGGCAGCAACUAAUAAUGAACUGGAGCAGGAACUGCGCGCUACAUUUCCUAAUCUGGCCGAGAGCUAUGCGGUAUCUAGUGACACCAUGGGAAGCAUGUUCACGGCCUCAGCCGUUGGCGGAAUUGUGCUCAUAUCGGGCACUGGUUCCAAUUGCUUGCUACGUAAUCCUGAUGGCUCCACGUUCAACUGCGGAGGCUGGGGCAACUUCCUAGGCGACGAGGGCAGUGCUUGGUUUAUUUCCUACCGGGCCAUCAAAGUGGUCUUCGAUGAUAUGGACAACUUCGAGAAGUCGCCAGUGCCUACGGACAAGACGUGGGCACUGAUUAAGGAGCAUUUCAACAUUGACACACGCUACGACAUGUUGCCCCAUUGCUAUGCCAAAUUCGACAAGCCAUUUUUUGCCAAUCUCUGCCAGAAGUUGGCUGAGAAUGCCGAAAAGGGUGACCUCCUGGCUUUGUCACUAUUCCGAGAGGCUGGUGCGCAUUUGGCGCGCAUGAUCAAGGCCUUGUUGCCAAAUGUACAUAAGAGUUUAGUCGGGAAGUCGGGCGACUUGAGUGUAGUGUGUGUGGGUUCCGUGUGGAGCAGCUGGAAUCUGCUUAAAGAGGCUUUUAUUACGGAACUGCAGAAAAUAAAGCUGGAAUACAAUCUCAAGCUGGUUCGCAUUACCAAGAGCAGUGCCUAUGGUGCUUGUUAUUUGGGCGCGGAUAACGCCAAUUAUGCUUUACCACGCAAUUAUGCGGAUAAUUUUACGGUGCUGUACACAUACGACGGCCGACGAUCGUCAAAUACCGCGGGAGAGAAUGGAUGUAAAUGUCCUUGACAAACUAACUGCAAGCAAGAUUAAGAAAAUAUUCGAUGAAUGUUAGCAAUUAAGAUAGAAAUGCAUUCCAAUAAACUAGAAAAUUGUAAACAUUUGUUAGAAAUA